Messenger RNA from Moesziomyces aphidis, 1041 nucleotides. Lineage: Eukaryota; Fungi; Basidiomycota; Ustilaginomycetes; Ustilaginales; Ustilaginaceae. The record is from the annotation of a GenBank genome assembly.
AUGCUGGAUCCAUGGCUUGCCCAAGUGGCUAACGUCAAGGCGAAUGCAAGUGGCGACAUCGCCAUCGGCCCGCCAAGACAGGCUCAUCGAACGACGAUCGUCAAUCGUGCCAGCCUGAACAAAGGAAUCACCAUCACACCUUUACGACCUCCUGAACGCGCAAUCGAAGUCUCGGACGACGAGUUUGACGAUGCCGAACUGGAUGCGAUUAUGGCAUGGAUACCGCUACCCACCCCGACCCGGCAAGUAUCCGGUCAUGGCUUAGAUGUGGGCUUGGGGGUGCAGGGCGAAGUGUUGGCGGCGAUCACCCGAUCUGCACUCGAGCAAGCACGGGUGCUGGACCAAGUGGACGGAAAGUUCAUCGUAUGCAUCACCAUGGUUGAGCGACAGCAGGUGGUGUUUUGUGUCGACCAGCAUGCUGCUGAUGAGCGGUACCAACUCGAACGCUUUCUGGAAGAGUAUGCCACGCGGUGUGCCGAUCGAACCGCAGCACACAUUAUCGAAGCUGCAGUGACAAUCGACGUCAGCACGAACCAGUACGAGUCGCUGAAGAGCACGUCGGUGCGGAGGGAGAUGAGACGGCUCGGAUGGAUGAUGCAGUUGGUGCCAAGAAUGGCUCAGGUGGAUAUCAGCGGCGUGCCGUACGUGUUGAAGGACCGAACACUGACGCUCAAAGGCAGACCCAAGAACCAAGCCAUGCUCAGGGACGUCUUUGCGAGUUGUCUCGAAGAUAUUACUCGACGCCAGACAGACCUUGAGCAGCACAGAAGGAACGGACAGGGCGAGCAGAAGAUCGCGCAGACCAACGAGACAGGGGACUGGAUCAGCUUCACAAGGCUGCUACCGGCAGCACUGCUCGAGGUGGUCAAGAGCAAGGCGUGUCGUAGCGCCAUCAUGUUCAACGAUGCCGUGGGCAGGGAGGUGUGCGAGAGGAUCGUGCGGCGACUGACCAAGUGCAAGUUUCCCUUCCAGUGCGCACAUGGCAGACCCACGCUCGUCCCUAACUGCCAAAUCGUAAGCCAACCUUCCAACGACAGCUAG